AUGUCUAGCCAGGGUCGCUUGAGGAACAGAUACUCCUUGGGCCGCCUCCGAGAAAAAUUCCACUGGCGGUCACGUCCACGGUCGGGUGACAAUGUUGUGGAGAGGAUGCCAAAUGUGCCAACAACAAUUGGCAUAGAUGGUAGCCAGGCUUCCAAUGAGGGAACCCUACAAUCUUAUCAAGCUGAUGAUCAUGCUCUUGAUGUCUCCAAUCAGGCCAGACAGAACAUCCGUCCCUCAACAGACGACCAAGUCCGAAUCAACGUCUCUGGUCUUAAGAAACCUGGAUGUGCUGAUCUGACGAGUGAAGAAAUCCUCAUUGGAAAGAGUGAAGAAGUCUAUCAACUCAUUGAGAUACUCAAGCGCCGAGGAUAUACCGAUAUCUGUGGCUUUCAAGGCGUGUCUUCCCGCUCCCCAUCCGUAGGCCCAAUCACCGGUCUCGACUGCGAUCUCCCGGUUGAGGUCGUGACUGGGGAACCAUGCUAUUCGCUCUCGAAAGGUCUGAAAAUCAACGCGGACCAGACUCUUAUCGAUUUCUAUGAUCAAUUCGUGUCUGGACCCCGCUAUGCAGCUUCGCCUAUUUCGUCUACCGUUUGCUCGGACAGCAUCCUCAUCCGAGAUGCGAGAGAUUGUGAUGCUGCCAAGGGGCUGGAAAUCAAGUUUCACCGAACUCUGCGAGCACCUGAUGAUGGCAAGAUUUACCCACUGUCGACAGAUUUCGGGCAGAUCAAAAUGCUUCCCGUGGCAAGCUUGUCAACAAAACUACCGCCAGACACGAGCGCAACGGGCUGGGCCUUGUUUCCACUCUAUCAGCGGGAGGCGGUUGUGGUUCAUUUCGACCGAACAAUCUCAGGGUGGAUGGAUCCUGAAGCCCCUGCGACUUUCGCCAUCAGAGCAUUUGAGGGACAUAUAAAUUGUGUUACCGGCCGCCCCGAGUCAUUCGCCAACAACACUUCUGUCCAGGAUUCUGUUCAGGAUUAUGUUGUCUUUCCCCUCCAACAACGUCUCGAUGGCUGUGUAUCUCAGUCCGGUGGGACCAAUCAGUUCGUCUCCCUGCCACUGGGAUCGAACAGCAGAUCUCCAUCGCAAGCUCCUACGAAAAUUUUGCGAUUCCAAGUGGCACCAAGGUAUCCAGAUGGCUGCAACUUCAUUAUGGGCGAUAAAAAGUCUCCUGGCUUGGACAUUCACGCAACUCCAAACCAACUAAGGCUCAAUGUUGGAACAUCAAUCAAGAUGGGUGGAAGUCCGCAUUGCCAGCGGAGACUGAAGGAGACUGCCUACAGGACCGCUUCUCUGGAGCUUUUCAAGAACGAGGAUCUAUACCCCUUCCCCAAAGACCACUGUCGGCCUACGUAUAUCUGGGAGCUCAAAAGCCUGACUGCGGGCGAAGACUUGCAACAGCCAAAAGGAACUUGGUACAUCAGCUCGGUGGGAAGUCUUUGGCUAUCAGCUGACUGGCAAUCCUUUGGUAUUUCUGGAAAACCAAACACCACCAUCCAUAUAUCUCCAUUCCACAAUUUGCAAAGUUUCAGAGCUCGGAUCAAAUCUCGAUUGCCGCAAGAAAGCCCGGCCUUCGAUCAUAACAAGCUCGCGAUUAAUGGAAACGUCCUUCUGGAAGACCCUGAUAUCUGUAGGAUAGUCCAACAAGGCCUCCGCUUCAACGGCCCUGCGGGGAUCCUCACUCUGACCAAAGAAACGAUUGAAAGUCUGCCAAAGCAGGUUAACCUCUAUGGUAAGAGCCGGCCGUCUUUGUCAAGAUGGGAUGUCGGCCUCAUUGCUGGUGGAAGAGCAGGUAUGGACGUCCACGCUGAUGACAAUCCAAAAGCUUGGAAUUGGACCUGCUCUGGUCUAGUCACCGUCCAUAUCCUGAACCACCUAGCCUUUGAAGAUAUCACAUCAAUCGCGUGUCCGUCCACGCCGAUAGAGCUGUCCAGCUAUUUUACCCACAAAAUCCCUGUGUCCACCUUCCAGGAAGCUGGUGUGAUCCAUUCCAUUGACAAGACGCGUGUUAUCCAGGCUGGAAUCGUUGUUCAGAGCGGGAGACAAGUGGCUUGCUUGCUCUGCGAGGAGAAUCUUUGCGAUACACUGCUGCCGGUUUGCAAUCACGCAUUCUGUGGGCCAUGCAUUCUUAAUCGCACGGGCGACGGAACCUUGGUGACCUGUCCAGCAUGCCGGAAGGAGAAUACAUCAACUGUUCGCCUCUUCCCUCCAAAUACAAUACGCGCAACCAUUCGAGAAUCGACAUCCUCAAGCUUGGGCACAGAAGUUCGGAACGCUUCAGAGUCUUCGAGAAACCGCUUAAGUACGAGAAUACCACCAGCGACCAUCGAGACUCCCCCUACACUUCCCAGCAAGCCAACAGUGGCAUAUGAAGAUGCCAUGAAAUCCGCGCUUGCUCAAACAUCGGUACUCACCGACGUAUGUGGAAAAGGAGCUGAGAAUCGCGUCUUCCACUUGCUGGAGCGAGGUGCAAAGGUCAACGAACCACCAGCUGAAGAAGGCGGACGAACUCCACUUCAAGCAGCCGCAGAGGGCGGUCAUCUGAAAAUUGUUGAGAUACUGCUAGCGCACGGUGCCGAUGUCAAUGGAGCUGCCGCUCCCUUCAACGGCAUGUCUGCACUAGCUGCCGCAGCGGAUCGAGGCCAUGUGGAAGUGGUAAAGAUGCUUCUCGCCCGUGGUGCGCACGUAAAUGCCGUACUUCCAGGCUGGAGAGACUACUCAUCAGCGCUCCAAUAUGCGUGCAAAGCAGGCCACACUGAGAUAAUCCGUUCUCUUUUAGAGGCUGGGGCCGAACCCAACAACAACAAGUGGAAGAGUGCAAGUCCGCUGUGCCUAGCUGCAGAACAUGGCUUCCUGGAAGCAGUCCAAUUGUUGCUCGAAUACGGAGCAGAGGUUGACAAUGCAGCUUCUUUAGAGCUGGACCACGGUCGUCCACGGGGUACUACACCUCUUCACGAGGCUACCACAAAACAACACAAAGAAGUGGUGGACCUACUGCUAAGACAUGGCGCAGAUCCUGCCAUUGUCGAUGCAGGGCAAUCCUCGCCCUUACACAUCGCCGCCGCGUUCGCCGACCAGGCUAUCUUCCAUCUCCUCCUAGCAAGUCCGCGAAUCCACAAAUUUGUCGAGAUGAGGGACAAGUACAAGGCCGCAUUAAUGCAAACGAUAUGCAAGGACGGAUCGUUCGACAGGAUCAAGUAUUUUCUCGCCAGGGUGCCUGGCCCUCGCGACCACUUCCCUCUCAAAUGCUGGGCAGUGUUUUUCUGCUGCGGACUUGGCUACACAAGAACUGUUGAAGGGUUGCUGGGUCUGAAUCUGAGCCCCAACUUCAGUGUUUCCAAUGAUGCCACUCGCCUCGUUGGUUACCAAGCGGAGACGUCGCUUGAGCAUGCCAUCCUCAAGGGACAUACGGAGGUGGUUGAACUACUGCUAAAGCGUGGUGCCAUCGUAUCUUCGUCCGGCGGGUUUAGACUCUCGAAGGAGAACCCAAUCCUCACAGCAGCCUCUAAGGGCUUUCUCGACAUUCUCAAACUUCUGCUGGCCAACGGAGUCUCCUUUGACCAGGCGCUACAGUCCGAGGCCAUGCAGAAGGCUGCUAAGAACGGGCACACUGCUGUUGUCGAAUUCAUCAUGAGCAGCCACCAGCACAGUGCGGACAAGUCGGAAGUGAACAAAAGUCUGCACAAGGCUCUGGCAGGGAGUGACGCCCCAACCUCCCGCUUGCUUUUGGUAUCUGGCGCUGACGCGAAUUGCGAACAUGAGGGGAGGCGGCCUCUCCAUCUGGCGUGUUUCUCGGCUGAGAUUGUAGAGCUUCUGCUUGCGCACGGGGCCGACGUCGGCGCGGAAGACGAGAAGAAGAACCUCCCUUUGCACAAAGCGGCGUUUGCUCGCAACAAGGACGCCCCACGGAUAGUGCAGCUGCUGCUUGAGGCUGGGUCUCCGAUCGACCAGAAGAACGCGGCGCGCGACACGCCGCUGAUGAAUGCGUGCGCGGCCCGAAACGUCGAAGUGAUCAAGGAGCUCGUUCUCGCCGGUGCGGACGCUCGCGCCACUGACGCCGAGGGCCGGACGCCACUGCAUUUAUGCUGUGCGCGAGACGGCGACCACAAGGCCGACCAGCACGAGGCUAUUCGUAUCCUUGCCAGCCUGCUCUGGGUCGACGUGGACGCCGAGGACGACAAGGGCCGCACCCCUCUCGACCUGGCGGCGCAGUCGUUCCGGAGCCCCGUGGUGCGCACGCUCCUCGACGUCGGGGCCGAUCCGGAACUCGUCGACCUGGAGCGCCUGCGUCACGGCAUCGUGGUGGCGCACGAGCCCCGCGCCACGAUCUACGAGUGCGAGGCCGUGUGGCAGAUCCGCAAGGCCCGCGGCCAGACCGAGUCGCUGUACGGAGACGAGCUGCCCGUCGGAUUCAAGCGCGUCCGCAGGCUGGACAGCACAGACAAGGGCGGGUCGAUGAAGCAGGUCAGCGAGGACGGCACCGUCGACAGUUUUGUCUUUGACAUGGCCGUCUUGAAUGCCAUUUCCUCGUUUCGGGACUUGUGA
Messenger RNA from Fonsecaea monophora, 4542 nucleotides. RefSeq lists its product as hypothetical. Lineage: Eukaryota; Fungi; Ascomycota; Eurotiomycetes; Chaetothyriales; Herpotrichiellaceae. Gene Ontology annotation, molecular function: protein binding. The transcript is spliced from 4 exons. The record is from RefSeq and is a predicted model, not a curated record. The coding region runs from base 1 to 4542 and encodes 1513 amino acids.